UCCUUGCCGGACGGAUUGUCAUCGGACUGGGCACCGGGGUGGUUACGGUGGUGGCGCCCGUCUACACGGCGGAGAUUACCCCGGCGAGUUUACGAGGAGCCGCUGGGACCCUCCCCCCGAUUAUGUACGUCCUGGGGUUAAUCGUCACCACGGCGAUCGGGUUCCCGUCGGCGCUGGGGACGGAAGCGGGAUGGCCCUGGCUGGUCAGUAUCGUCGUCAUCCCGGUGGUGGUGUCGUGUAUCGCGCUGCCCUUUUGCCCGGAGAGUCCGCGGUACUUGUACAUCGAAAACAAUGAUGAGCACCACGCCGCGGAAGCGCUGGUGUGGUUCCGAGGCACCUCCAAGAUCCAGGACGAAAUGGAGGAGAUGCACGUAGAGAUCGACCACAUGAAGGGAUUGCGAAAAGUCUCGGUGUGGGGUCUCUUCACCGAUCCAUACCUCCGGAAGAUCAGCAUCCUGACCGCCGUCCCUAUGCUGGUGCACCAGUUCUGCGGAUUCCACUGCGUGACCUUCUAUUCCACGUCCAUCUUCGAAAGUGUCGGAUUGCGGCAGCUGUACUCGGUGUAUGCCACGAUGGGCGUCUGGUGUUGCUACUUCGCCUCGCUGUUCAUCUCCAUGUUCCUGGUGGACCGGUUGGGACGCCGGACGCUCCUAUUGAUUAGCCAGUGCGGGAUGAUCGUCGCCCUGAUUCUGUUCGUCAUCUUCGCCUGCGUCACGGAGAGCGGUGUGGAGGGAACGCAGUACGGCAGCGCGGCGUGUCUGCCCUUCUUUAUUGUAUGCUUUGCGCUGGGCUCGGCGGCUAUUCCCUGGAUCCUCCCGGGGGAGAUGUUCCCGCAGGAGGCCCACAGCUCCGCGGCCAGUUUUAUUGCGUCGGUGUCGUGGGCAUCCGCCAUCCUGACGACCUUUCUAUUCCCCAUUGUGGAGCAUGCGGCGAAACAGUAUACCUUCUUGAUUUUCGCCGGCUUGGUCAUCCUGGGAACGGUGCACGUGGCUUGGAAGCUGCCGGAAACCAAGGGGAAAACUAUCGAUGAAAUACAGACCAGUUUGCAUGGUGAACGGCUUAUUAUUGAGCAUGCGCCGCAUGAGUGAGCGGCACGCAGCGCCUGGAGGAAAAACUCGCGCUAUUAAUUAUUGAUAUUUAAUGGCUGAAACGUCCGACUUUAUUUCCGGUGUCAACGCUCCGUAAUCGUUAUGCAAUCCGCUUUUUAUUUCUUUGCUACUGUGUAGCAGCGCUUUGAAAUCAAGCCAUACAGAUAGAAAAUUAUACUGGCAAAAUAAUAAAGAAAUUUGCAAUCUGAAACACAAAUAAAAACUGAU
Messenger RNA from Paramacrobiotus metropolitanus, 1316 nucleotides. Its product is annotated as solute carrier family 2, facilitated glucose transporter member 1-like. The record is from RefSeq and is a predicted model, not a curated record. Gene Ontology annotation, biological process: monosaccharide transmembrane transport. Bases 123 to 1088 code for a protein of 321 amino acids. NCBI's taxonomy places the organism in Eukaryota, Metazoa, Tardigrada, Eutardigrada, Parachela, Macrobiotidae. The transcript has a single exon. Gene Ontology annotation, cellular component: membrane. Gene Ontology annotation, molecular function: hexose transmembrane transporter activity.